This is a messenger RNA of Puccinia triticina, 741 nucleotides long. RefSeq lists its product as uncharacterized. Gene Ontology annotation, cellular component: delta DNA polymerase complex. Gene Ontology annotation, molecular function: DNA-directed DNA polymerase activity; nucleic acid binding; 3'-5'-DNA exonuclease activity. Bases 1 to 741 code for a protein of 246 amino acids. The transcript is spliced from 5 exons. The record is from RefSeq and is a predicted model, not a curated record. NCBI's taxonomy places the organism in Eukaryota, Fungi, Basidiomycota, Pucciniomycetes, Pucciniales, Pucciniaceae. Gene Ontology annotation, biological process: DNA-templated DNA replication; DNA replication proofreading; base-excision repair, gap-filling.
AUGAUGCGGAUGUCGUCAGGGAUUCAAACAGCGGCGCCCUCAGACAGCGGGCCCGAACACCCAACUAUCCUCCUCCACCGACACCAAAACCCCGCCGCUCAAAAUAGCUGGUCCGUCCCCUUCGUCCGAAACGUCUUCACCCUCAACUCCUGCGCACAUAUCUCCAGCAGCCAGGUCCUUGAAUUCGCCUCCGAAGAUAUCAUGUUGGCUAAAUGGCAGGCGUUCGUGGCCGAGUGCGAUCCCGACUUGGUCAUCGGCUACAACACCAGCAACUUCGAUAUGCCUUAUCUCCCCGGCCGGGCCAAGGCUUUGAAAGUCUCCACCUUUCCGUACCUCGGCAGGAUGCAUUCGCAGACGGCCGUCAAGGAGACUCACUUCUCGUCCAAAGCCUACGGCACGCGCGACUCCAAGGAAACUCAUCUCGACAGCCGGCUCCAACUCGACCUACUGCAGGUCAUGCAGCGGGACUACAAGCUGCGAAGCUACACGUUGAAUGCCGUGUGUGCUCACUUCCUAGGCGAACAGAAAGAGGACGUCCAUCACUCCAUCAUUACUGACUUGCAAAACGGGACCGCGGAGACCAGACGACGACGCGUAUUUACCGCAACGGCUGAUGGACAAGCUGAUGUGUUUUGUGAACUACACGGAAAUGGCACGGGUGACGGGGGUGCCGUUCAACUACCUGCUCUCGCGGGGGCAACAGAUCAAGGUAAUUUCGCAACUGUAUCGGCGGGUGAAUGA